AGUCACUUGUUCAUCUAACUAUCCAUAUGAGCAUACCUUGUACGCAUGACAUGCUACCUAUGAUUGAAAAAAAUGCUUUGACAUAUGUAGAAAAUCACAUAUGUAUUUUUUUCCCAUUCUCACAGCACGACCACUUGAAAAUAUACGAAAUUAGGAGAACCAAAUCAUUUUCACUUUGCUUUUUUAUGAGUUAUUGUACAAUCUUAAACAACAACGGAGGCAAAAUCCUAUUAGGCAAUGGCGGCGGAUGCUCAAACAUUUUUUUCAACCCUAGGUGACAUGCUAUAUGUAUGAGGUGUGCUCAUGUGAAUAGUUAAAUGGCUAAAUGACUCACUUAACUUACAUUAAUGAUCCAGAUGUGCAUUUUAAAAGUAGAGUGACCUAUAUGAUACACCUAAGCAAAUUGGAUGACCCUCCAUGUAUAUUACUCCUUAUCAAACGCCUGGCUUAAUUACCUAAUUCUGAAAACGUAAGGGAGCUGACGUUUGCUAAUUCUAAGGUCUAGCACGUGUACUGAAAAUCAUCGCCUCUUAUGAGCCCUUCGUUGUCACUAUCGGCGACUGAAUGUGCAGUCAACACUCAACAACUAAAACGUUUGAAACCAACAACUCAGCAAGAAAUCGCUGUUAAGGGCUGACCUGGAGCAAUUCAACAACAACAUGUACAGCUCCCUGUGGCUAGGCUUCAGUAUAAGUUGCAUGCCUGCCCUGAUUAUACCCUUGUUCCAAUCAUAACAAAAAUCUUAACCAUGAUGGACACUUUCUUUUCUGCUGUUCUUGGUGAUCUUCUCAGCAGGUCCAUAUCCUUCAUGAUUGACAGAUACAAACAGCAACAGCAGAGCGUGGAGGAGGAGAGCCGUCUGCAGCAGUUACACCGCGUGCUUCUACGGAUCGAAGCCAUCGUCGAGGAGGCCGACGGGAGGCUCAUCACAAACCGAGCGAUGCUGCAACAGCUUGGCAUGUUGAGAGAGAUGAUGUACAGAGGCUACUACUUCCUCGAUGGUUUCAGGUAUCGAAUCGCUCAACCACAUGCUCAAGAUGAGGUGGGUGAUCUGUCCCCUUUCAGUCCAUUAAAGCGGUUCUGUAUCUCCACUAGAGAUAGGAAAACUACAAUAUCCGAAAUUUUGGAGAAAAAAGAGCUGCAAGAGAUGCUUGGUCGCCUGAAAACCGUAGUUUCAGACAUGCAGGAGUUUGUUGUGCUCGUCAGCGGCUACCCUCGUAUGAAACGCCAACCAUAUUGCAGCUACUUGUUGCUGGAGAACUGCAUGUUUGGCCGCCAAAUAGAGAAGGAGAGGAUCAUCAACUUCUUGCUAGCACCACAUCCUCUCGGUGAUGAAGAAGAUAUCGAUGUGCUUCCGAUAAUUGGACCGGGCAGAGUUGGGAAGAGCACACUCGUCGAGCACGUCUGCCGUGAUGAAAGGGUUCGUGAAUACUUUUCUACGACUGUUUUCUAUGGCCCAGAUAGCAUUGGCGAUGGAGACCUGGCGCCUCUUACAGACACCGGUGCAAUCAAACAUCGAAAUCCUGCCUCAAGCAAGCUGUCACUAGCGAUCAUUGAACUUGUGGAUGAGAUGGAUGAUGAAACAUGGAGAAGAAUAUUGCAAAGCCUAAGAUCAGGAGACCAUGUAGCACCUGUGAGCAAGAUCAUAAUAACAAGUCGAUCAAACAAGAUCGCAACUUUUGGAACAACAAAAGCACUCCAUUUAGGUUUUUUGCCAAAAGAAGAUUUUUGGUAUUUCUUCAAGACGGUCGCAUUUGGGAGCACAAAUCCAGAAGAGGAGCCGAAGCUAGCAUCUAUAUGUAUGGAGAUUGCAGCUGUUCUGAAUGGAUCUUUCAUGGGAUUAAACAUCGUUGCGAGCAUACUCAAUUCUAAUCUCAGCGCUCAAUUCUGGUACAGUUUGCUCAAACGCCUGAAAUUUUUCACAUACAGGCAUAUACAUCUGCUAGGUGAACACCCAAGAGACUUGUAUAAUGCUAACAGUGGACGUACUUACAUUUGGAUGCAUGAAAACUAUUGUGGUGACAGUGACUUAGUGACAUACAAUUAUUACCAAGUAAAUUCUGCAAGGUUAAAUGGUCUACAAACGGUACUAACAAGCAGAGAUAUUCUAACCGGAACUGUUAAGCCUCAGGCAGCAAAAUAUGAAGUCUUGGAAUGGCAAUCCAGCAUACCUCCAUACAUUAGCUACAUCACGCAAUACGAGAUACUUGCACAACAGAAACUUAUGCUACCUCCUAAAAGGAAGCGAUCCGGGGCGCUCUCAGAAGAGUUAGUUUGAUAUGGAAUUAGUGUUGUCAAACUUUAGAUUAGGUCCAUCAACGGACUGUUUGGUAAACAUGUUCCAUUUCGUUCCAAUCCAAUUAUUUUUCAAAUGGUGUUACUCAUGUGUGCCCCCUUCUCUUUCCCACCCUCUUUGAUGAUGUAAACUAACUAGUAUUAAUCAAUUGUGUGCAUCUUCGGUAUCAAAUCUUUUAGUCAUGUUGGGACAAAA
Oryza sativa Japonica Group (Japanese rice) is the source of this 2491-nucleotide messenger RNA. RefSeq names its product putative disease resistance protein RGA3. NCBI's taxonomy places the organism in Eukaryota, Viridiplantae, Streptophyta, Magnoliopsida, Poales, Poaceae. Gene Ontology annotation, molecular function: ADP binding. The record is from RefSeq and is a predicted model, not a curated record.